UAGUAAAAGCAAAAGGGAAAGGAUUACCACCAUGAUUAGUAAGACAUGAGUGAAUUUGCACCUUAUUUUUGACGUGUACGUGCGUGUGGAAGAUGGAUAAAUUUAAAACGGUUCUGAAUAUUUUCCAAAAACAGCAAGCGACCUUCAGUUUUGGGGCAGUUGCUUUACUGACAGCAGGUGGGGAGCAGAUAUUUUCGACUGUUGUUUUCAGAUGCCCGUGCAGUUCAAUGAACUUCACCUACGGCAAUGUAUUUCUUACAGUUCCCGCUCUCGUUUUGCUCUUAUUGGGAUACAUCCUAAGUAACAAGACUUGGAAAUUGUUUACUGGAGCCUGUACCAAUAAUUCCAAAGUAUGUCGAAAAGAAAAACUGUGCUCCUUUAUUAAAGUGAUCACACAAAUAACUUUAAAUGCAGUGGUAGCGCCUGCCAGCUGGAUUGCGGUUGCUCUUCUAAACGGCAGCUACUAUGAGUGUGCAAUGACAGGCUUCAAUAGUACAUCAUACAAAAAGCAAGUCUGUGUCGGAAAAUCGGAGGUUUGUCUUAAGGAUCUCCACAAGCUUCCUUGCGGAAAAUCUUCAAUGUCGCCGUCUGACAGUGAAGAUGUAUUAUUGAUCAUACGAGCUCAGUCACAGAUGCUGGGUUGGCUGGUGAUAACCUCCAUCGCUGCCUUGGCGCUUUUGCUGUCGUGUGUGGCCCGGUGCAGAUCUCCUGUCAGCUACCUGCAGUUAAUGUUCUGGAGGGCAUAUACAAAAAGCGAGAAUGACCUGUUUGAGAGCGCUACCAACGAACACGCAAAGAAGCUAGCCGAACGAAAUCUGAGCAGCUUUUUUGAAUUAAAGCAACCCACUCCGAUUGUGACACCUGACAAAAAGGCCUGGGAAAAAGUCUCAGGCCUUUAUAAAUUUAGCAAUACUGAUCACUACUACAGUAUCCUACAUAAAUAUGUAGAAACUUGUAAAGAUGUUAACAGAGUAUCAGUGAAAUCUGAGAGUGGAGGUUUUGGAAAUCCUUCAGUUCUCAGCUUUGUGGACGAUGGAAAAGCCAUGUUUUAAAAAUGCAAUUAAUUAUGAUCCUGUGAAGUUUUGUAUCAGAAGCUGCAGCUUUCAAGAAUCUAAUUUUGUUUUACUGAAGGAUCUUGUAAAAAACAACUUAGAUAAAAACACAAUGUGUGCCUUGUUGUAUGUUGUAUGUUGUAUGUUCAUCUUAUAUUUUUUUACAAUAACAAUCCAUAACCCAGAAAAAAAUAUACUUAAAGCAAUAUAUAGGAAUGAAGGAGUGAACGAAGUGGUCACUUACAUUUUAAUCCAAAUACUACUGUAUAUAGAUGUAAGUUUGUGAUUUUACUGAUGUGAGUGAUCCAUUGAUUGUCUGUAGAACUAUGCAAGCUAGAGAGUCCCAUGUCAGGUUGUGAGGUUAUUUAGAGUGUUUUCUGAAGUUACCCAUGAAUCAGAAGCCUUUCACUGAGACAGACCUACUGUAGAACUUAGGAUUGCCCGAGAGAGUUGUAAUGGUUGCAUUCAUAUCUGAGCCACAGUGAACGAACCUCUUCCCAUGGAGUGAAAGGUACAGUUAGGUACAAUUUUAUUAGCAUAAUUAAAAUAAAAUAAUAAACAAAAUG
Molecule: messenger RNA, 1618 nt
Organism: Lepisosteus oculatus (spotted gar)
Lineage: Eukaryota; Metazoa; Chordata; Actinopteri; Semionotiformes; Lepisosteidae
Gene: calhm6
Product: calcium homeostasis modulator family member 6
Cellular component (GO): plasma membrane
Molecular function (GO): monoatomic cation channel activity
Source: RefSeq, a predicted model, not a curated record